Molecule: messenger RNA, 1203 nt
Organism: Spirometra erinaceieuropaei
Lineage: Eukaryota; Metazoa; Platyhelminthes; Cestoda; Diphyllobothriidea; Diphyllobothriidae
Source: the annotation of a GenBank genome assembly
AUGAUGGGACCUGUACAUCUGACUCCCAGAGAGAAGAAACGGGUAUACUGCUCGAACUUCGUUGAGUUCCAGAAGGAUCUGGAGCUGUUCUAUCAACAAGACUCCAUUGACGAGGGACCAACCAAAGACAAAGAUCUGUCUGUAAACGAUCGAAUCGCGUUGAAGACUAUAGACCAAACCCUUUGUUUCCGCGAUGGUCAUUAUAUGUUAGCCCUACCUUGGAGAACUCACCCAUCAGUCCUUCCGAAUAACAAGCUAUGCGCCUUACAGCGCCUCCGACUGCUCAGUAAACGACUCGUAAAAUCAGAGGACUUGUUGCAAAUAUACACGAAAACUAUGAAUGACUACAUUGAGUCUGGAUAUGCUGAAGAGGUUCCGGUCAAGGAUGCAGCCUAUUCUUGGUACCUUCCCCAUCAUCCCGUUUUCCACCCAGCCAAGCCAAAUAAGAUACGUGUGGUCUUUGACUGCGCAGCUAAAUUCUACGGAAUCUCCCUAAACGAUCAACUACUCUCCGGACCUGAUAUGACCAAUUCGCUAAUCGGGGUACUUUUGAGAUUCAGACAGGAGAAAGUCGCCAUCAUGGCCGAUAUUGAAUCGAUGUUCCAUCAAGUUCGGGUGCCUGAGAUAGACCGUGACGUUUUAAGAUUUCUCUGGUGGACGAAUGGUGACUUAUCGCAACCACCGAAAGAAUUCCGGAUGACCGUACAUUUGUUUGGAGCUACAUCCUCCCCCAGUUGUGCAACCUUCGCGCUUAACAGAGCCAUCACUGACAGUGCGGAAAGCUGUGAUAAAGAUGUCCUCGAGGAGGCGAAAAGAUGCUUCUAUGUGGAUGAUUGUUUGGUCAGUGUGCGAAAUGAGAACGAGGCACUCCGGUUUUCACAGCAGCUAAGGUCAAUGUUAUGCAAGGGGGGCUUCAAACUGCACAAAUGGAAGAGCAACAGUGUCACUUUAAUGACGUCCAUACCCGAGUCGGAACAGGCCACCACCCCUAUAGAGCUGGGUCGUCGGGAUCCCGCAAUGCACCUAGCACUCGGGGUGGGUUGGGACCUUGAACGAGACGAAUUUCGCUUCUUUGUGCGUCCCAUGACCAAACAGUUCACUAGGAGGAACCUACUUUCACAUGUUUCGUCUUUCUUUGAUCCGAUGGGAUACAUUACCCCAGUGACGAUACUCGCAAAAAAAGGUCCUGCAAAAUUUAUGUAA